UCUUUGCAGCACACCCACAGGCCACAACCACCAGUCCUGUGGACUUGGGUAUUCACCUUUCCUAUAUAUCUUGUGGGGACAAAGAAAAGCAGAUGAUCCCGUGGGUGGCUAUAUGCACUCAUCCUCCACUUUUCAACUAGCAAAAAUCCAUUUUUUUUUCUGGAGAAUCUCCUAUCAGCAUUUAGGCAUAGCAGCCUUUGGUUUCUAUACAUUGAUCGAGGUGCUAAUUUUGAGAAGUUAGCAUCCAGCUGGUGGCAUUACGUGAAGAGUGGAAUCAUACUCUACCGGUGGCGACGAAAUGGAGGACGAUGUUGGAACAAGUUGAGGCAGUGGUUGCAGAUGCAAAGAUCCCAUCAUUUUCUUCUAUAUAUCUGCUGCUCCUGCUGCUGCUGCUGCUACGGUUGGGAUAUCUACUAUUUCUGCUGCUCCGAUCAAUCUCCCGCUGCGGUAUUGCUGCACCUUUAAAGCAUAAAGAGGUACGGAAGGUAUGGGUUAUGGACUUGCAUACCAGACUUACUGUGAGUACUAUGGAAGUGGACCGCCUGGCGAGUUUGACCACGAAGCGCCCUGCUUCGUAUGCUGGUACGACAGCACUACUCCGGUGCGCAAGUGUGUCGGUAGUCACCGUGACGGUAUUCCGAAGAUAGGCAUCCACGACUCGUGUGCUGAAUUGCCAUCAAAGUUGAACCGUCACCCCUUUCACCGGAAACACACACUCACACUCCGCACUAAAACCUCAUGCGAUUCGUGGACGAGGUUGUGCGAUGCCUGUGGGAAGUUAAUAGCUUGGGGCUUUUACUUUUUUUGUGAGUUGUGUAAUUUUCACUUGGACCCUCAUUGUGCUACUUCACUCCAUAGAUAUGAUAGGGGUGGAAUCAGAAAUCUAAAACACCCACACCAGUUGAUGCGUUGUAAGAUGGACUCAUUAGCGUCUGAACUUCGCUGUUCUGGCUGCAAGACACGCAUAUAUCGGUCGGAUGUCUAUGUUUGUUUGCUUUGCAAAUGUUUGUUGCACAGACGUUGUGCAGACGCUUCACCUGUUCACCCUUUUCACUCACAACACCCACUCACCCUACGUCUAACCACAAGUGCGAGUGAAUAUCGGUGCAACGUUUGUGGGAAGGACCUACAAUACGGACAUUUCUUCCACUGUUCUCAGUGUAACUUUAGCCUUGACCCAGAUUGCUUUGUCAUUAUGCCUAUGCAAAGUUGUAGAGACGGUAUGGAACUCCAGACUCUGCCGUUAAACCACCCUCACCCACUGAUCAUCUGCGAGAAAACAAAGAAUAUCGAAGUUAUCUGCCAUGGUUGCAAGCAAUCUUGCAAGGGUUCUUUCUAUGUUUGUCUCCACUGCCGUUGCAUCCUGGACAAAUCAUGUGCCAAAUGGCCUCAGCAAAUUGACCACCCUUUUCACCCAAACCACCCACUUACCCUGCUUGUUAAACACGAUCAUGAUUCCAGCCGGUGCAACGCUUGUGGGAAGGAGCUACAAGGCCUUAUUUUCUAUUGCUCUGAGUGUGAAUUUGGCUUGGACUUGCUUUGCGCUGCCUUGAUGCCUCCACGAAUUAAGCAUCUACAAUUAGGCCACCCCCAUCGUUUGAACCUUCAUGAGAACACAGAGAAUUCCAAUUUUAUAUGCUAUGCGUGCCAGUUACGCAUCAACGAUUCGUUCUAUCUCUGUUUGGAAUGCAAUAUUUUUCUGCACAGAUCAUGUGCUAACUUACCUCGGAAUGUACACAGACUGCCUCAUCACAAGCAUGCUUCUCCUUGCCAGCAUCGCACUCUAACCCUCCAGGAUCAUUUUCCUCAUAAUAAGCAAUUCGUCUAUCUGCCAGAAAUGCACCCCUUACACCCGAAUUACAAUGGUGAUAUUGCCCAACAGGCAGUUGUUCCCACACCAAGUAAGGCAUGCUCAAAAUGUUUCAGUAGUAAGGGCUUCGGCUACGAAUGUAGUGAAUGUUUAGACUACUUUGACAUUAGCUACACUCUGAAGAAGUCUAAACCUCACGAGCACCCUCUUGCUUACUUCAACAUCAAAUCGAAUAAGCUCAACUGUGAAAGUUGCCGUCGAUCCUUACUUACCCCUUUCUUUCGAUGUGAGGAGUGUAAUUUCAACAUCCAUGUCAGUUGCGUCUCAAUACUGCCGCAAAUAGUCAAACACCGUUGUCACAGGCAUAUUCUCUCUCUCACAUAUUCUCCUGUCAAAGACUUUCCAGACGAAGGCGAAAAUGCAGAGUUCUACUGUGAUAUCUGCGAGGAACAUAGAUAUCUAUUUGACCCUACUUACUACUGCGAGGAAUGCCACUUUGUCUCUCAUGUUCACUGUGCCAUCGCAACCUCUGAGGAAAUGCGCAUACUAAUGGAAGAGUGGCCUAUGGCUUUUAACCUUGAGGAGAUCAAACUAGGCAUGUCAUCUAACACAGGCAAAAAGAAUGCUGAUAAGCAAAAGGGACCAGCGCUGGAAAGCCUAGCAAGUGUAGAUGAAGCCACAGGUGUUUCGGUGGAGGAAUGCAAAGCGGAAGGAAGGGUUGCUGAAAAUCGUCUUUUGAUCAUUAAACAAGAUGAAGACAUUGCAGUACUUCUCGAAGAGAUACUGUGCCAAGAAACAAAACUAAGUGCCAUGCAUGAAAGGAAAGAGGAACUAAAGAGAAGACGUGCAACGAAUUUUGGACUUACUAGAACAGAGGGUAUUAUGUCAGAACGAAUCUCGGAACAGACUCAAUGCUCUGCCUCUGAAAGUUCUUCUAGUGAGAAUGAGCAGUGGAUUACUGCAAGUUCUUCCAGUGAGACUGAGUGGUGAUCAGGUUCUGAAAGCACGGGUUCACCCAUCGAAGACACAAAACAAGAGCAAAAAGAAGCAUCAUCAUCUAUGAACGGGCGACACACUUUCUUGUUUGUUUGUAGGUUCUAUUUUGCUCGUUUGGUUUUGGAAUGUCAUGGCCGGGCAGUUCAUUUGAUAUUGCAUUAUGGUCUAAGCUCCACACUUCCAAGUGCAAUCGAUGUUUCUUUUUUGUUGUAACAAACAUGCUAGGACCACCGCACUUUUUUCACCACACUACGAAAGUGGGGGAAACUCUCAAUUUUGUGGUGGGUUGUCAUGGAUCUGUGUAUUUAUUUAUAUGAUAAAGAGCCAAAUAGGUGCUCGAAAGUUGUCUGCAUUA
Messenger RNA from Rhododendron vialii, 3161 nucleotides. RefSeq lists its product as uncharacterized. The record is from RefSeq and is a predicted model, not a curated record. The transcript has 4 exons. Lineage: Eukaryota; Viridiplantae; Streptophyta; Magnoliopsida; Ericales; Ericaceae. Bases 488 to 2800 code for a protein of 770 amino acids.